Molecule: messenger RNA, 11260 nt
Organism: Pogoniulus pusillus (Red-fronted tinkerbird)
Lineage: Eukaryota; Metazoa; Chordata; Aves; Piciformes; Lybiidae
Gene: SETD1B
Product: SET domain containing 1B, histone lysine methyltransferase
Exons: 18
Coding region: 264-6320 (2018 amino acids)
Cellular component (GO): Set1C/COMPASS complex
Molecular function (GO): RNA binding; histone H3K4 methyltransferase activity; protein binding
Source: RefSeq, a predicted model, not a curated record
GGCGGCGGCGGGCGGCCGCGGGCCGGGGGCUGCGCGGCACGGCCGCCGUGAAUGUGCAGGCGGCGGAGGGCGGUUAGGCGUUCGCGGCGCUCGCAGCGGUGUAUUGUGGGAGGCCGCCGCCGCCAGCAGCGAGCACACACAAUAUGUGGUGGCUCGCGAAAACGGGAGGCAGGAGCCUGGCGGCCAGCCCGCGCCGGUAACCGGUCCCAUGUGAGACGAGAGCUCGCCUUUCGCCGCCCGGAGACGAUCGGCCGCCGAGCGCGAUGUCUUUCCGAGAGAUCAAGGCGGGGGAAAAAGCCAAGCACCCUGAAGAUCAUGGCAAAAAGCAGAGUUCAAGUUGGAUCAACGGAAUGGAGAACAGCACACAAGCCAGCACUUCUGUCGAGAAAAAGAAUCACCAUUGGAGAAGUUACAAGUUGAUUAUUGACCCGGCUCUGAAAAAAGGACAGCACAAACUCUACCGUUACGAUGGGCAACAUUUCAGCAUGCCUAACUCGGGAAUCGCUCCUGUGGAUUGUGUCAGGGAUCCCAGAAUAGGGCGAAUAUGGACCAAAACUAAGGAGUUGGAGCUGUCUGUCCCCAAAUUCAAGAUUGAUGAAUUUUAUGUGGGGCCAGUACCUCCCAAGCAGGUCACCUUUGCCAAGCUGAACGACAACAUCCGUGAAAACUUUCUGACUGACAUGUGCAAGAAAUACGGUGAAGUGGAAGAGGUGGAGAUCCUCUACAACCCUAAGAACAAGAAGCACCUGGGCAUUGCCAAAGUAGUCUUUGCCACUGUCAAGGGUGCCCGGGAGGCUGUCCAGCACCUUCACAACACCUCUGUCAUGGGCAACAUCAUCCACGUGGAGCUGGAUACGAAAGGUGAAACCCGCAUGCGAUUCUACGAGCUGCUCGUUAAUGGUCUCUACACUCCUCAGACCCUUCCUGUAGGCACUGAACAGGACGUGUCGCCAACUGUCAGUGAAGCUCUCCAGUUGACGGAUUCCCUGAAGCGCCUGAAAGACAGCAGCCUUUCUUCUGCGGGAUCAUCUGUUACCCCAAACAGCAGCACGCCCUUCUCCCAUGACACAGCCUAUUCCAGCUGUCGGCAGGACACCCCAAACUCCUACAGCCAAUUUACCCCACAGUCCCAAGGAACACCUCACACCCCACGGUUAGGGACGCCGUUUUCCCAGGAUUCUACCUAUUCAAGUCGUCAGACAACGCCUGUGUACCAUUUUGGGCAGGACAGUGGCUACAAAGCCAGGAGACACGACACCAAAUUUACAGAUGCCUACAACCGCCGUCCGGGACAUCACUAUGUGCAUAACUCGGUGGGUGUUUUCCGAGGGACGGAGCAUCAGUUCAGUACCUUCAAAUCCCAUCAGCAGGAGCCAGUUCAGUUCUCUCACACUCCUCCCCUGAGCCACUCUAGUUCUUCGAGCUAUAAAUCUGCCUUUUCUCCUUACCAAGCACCAGCUGUAUUUCCCCAGUCUGAUGAGCAACAGUUUCCCCAAACUUCUAGGGAAACAGAGUACAGGAGACCUGCACCACCUCCUGCUGAGAUGGUUGUGGAAAGCAGUGCUGCUACUAACAUUGAUUUUGUUCCAGUGAAGGAGAAGCAGGAGGAGCCUCCGCCCUUGCCCGAGUCGAACUCUGCACCUGAGCCGAGCACAGCAUCCUUCUCUCAGACUCCGGAGAGAAGUGAGACCCCUGGCACCCCCACUAUGGAGUCAGAAACGCAGCAUAACAGUUUAGACUCAAGGAUUGAGAUGCUCUUAAAAGAGCAGAGAACAAAGUUACCCUUUCUAAAUGAACAUGACUCAGAUAAUGAGAUCCGAAUGGAAGGUAGCCCCAUUUCCUCCUCUUCUUCCCAGCUCUCUCCCAUCCCAAUGUACGGUUCGAACUCUCAGCCUGGUUUCAGAGGUCAGACACCUUCCUCGCGCCCUUCCAGCACAGGCUUGGAGGACAUUAGCCCAACACCAUUGCCUGACUCUGAUGAUGAUGAGCCCAUCCCUGGGACAGCUUCUUUGAGUCAGAAUUCCCGGGCGACACUGGAAGCGAGCAUGACUCCCAUUGAUCAGCUGAACAGGACAUCCAAAGUUGAGACUUCAGAGGCUAAAGAAAUGGUGCCUGGUAACCAGACUCCAACGUCAGAAAAAAUGGACGAGGGUCAGCAUUCUUCAGGAGAGGACAUGGAAAUCUCUGACGACGAGACCAACCCUGCGCCCAUCACCAGUGCAGAAUGUGCCAAAACCAUUGUGGUGAACUCCUCUGUCAGCAACUCAGCUGUGAUGGCCCCAUCAAUCCCCCCCUUGCCACCACCAGGAUUCCCUCCUCUUCCUCCUCCUCCUCCGCCGCCUCCACAGCCAGGCUUCCCGAUGCCUCCACCACUACCUCCACCACCUCCACCCACUCACCCUGCUGUCACCGUCCCCCCGCCUCCGCUUCCUGCCCCUCCUGGGGUCCCUCCGCCUCAUAUCUUACCUCCGCUUCCUCCUUUCCAUCCUGGCAUGUUCCCUGUCAUGCAAGUGGAUAUGAUAAGUGUCUUGGGCAACCAGUGGGGUGGCAUGCCCAUGUCCUUCCAGAUGCAAACUCAGAUGCUGAGCCGCAUGAUGCAGGCACAGAACACGUACCAGUAUCCGCCUUUCAUGACGGGCCGGAUGCAGUUUGUGAAUCUUCCUCCCUACCGCCCAUUCUCCAUGGGAGCAGCUCUUGGUCGUGGUCAGCAGUGGCCACCACUGCCCAAGUUUGACCCUUCAGUUCCACCACCUGGCUAUGAGCCAAAGAAGGAAGAUCCCCACAAAGCUACUGUGGAUGGAGUCCUGCUGGUCAUAGUGAAGGAACUAAAGGCUAUCAUGAAAAGGGACCUGAACCGGAAGAUGGUCGAAGUGGUAGCGUUUCGGGCAUUCGAUGACUGGUGGGACAAAAAGGAACGUCUGGCAAAGGCAUCUCUCACUCCAGUGAAGUCUGGAGGAGAACUGGAGGAAAAACCAAAGCCAAAGGAUCGAAUUGCAUCUUGUCUUUUGGAGAACUGGAACAAAGGAGAGGGCCUGGGAUAUGAAGGAAUGGGCUUGGGCAUUGGAUUACGAGGGGCCAUCCGGCUGCCAUCCUUCAAGGUGAAAAGAAAGGAACCACCUGAAGCUGCCUCAGCAGGAGAUCAGAAGAGAAUCCGGCCCUCUACUUCUGUCGAUGAUGAAGAUGAAGAUUUGGAGAGGGACAGGGAUGCUUCCGAUACAACAUCUGACCUGUCAAAGAAGGAUGCAGAGGCAGUGGGGCUGAGGCGGCGACCAGCAAGGCCACUGGAGCUUGACAGUGAGGGAGAAGAGGGAGAUGAAACAUCAGGGAAAGAGGAAGAGUCUUCCUCAGAGAAGGAAGAAGAGCAGGAAGAAGAGGGAGGCUUGGUGAAAGCAGCACCUGGCAAGGAGGAAGAGGAGGAUGACGAAGAGGAUGAAGAUGAUGAUGAUGAGGAGGAGGAUGGAGAUGAUGAGGAGGAGGAUGAAGAUGAUGAGGAAGAGGAGACAGGCAUAGACACAAGUGACAAAGAGGAGGAGCAGGACUCUGAGGAGGAUGUAGCAAGUCCCUUGUCUUCCAAGGCUGAAGUUGAAUCAUCCGAUGAAAGUGAAGACUCCUCUGAUUUUGAGUCGAGUUCAGACUCAGAUGAUGAAGAUGAGGAAGACGAUGAUGAAGAAGAAGAGGAGGAGGAGGAGGAGGAGGAGGAAGAGGAGGAAGUGGAGGAAGAGGUGGCUGAAAAUCAAGACAGAGAAACCAUGGUUGCUGAGACAGAGCAUGAGCCUGUUGCUCAGGAACUUCCUGAUGAUGAGAGGGAGACUAUUUUGGAGCUGUAUCCUGUGGAUGACUACAUGGAUGCAGCAGGCCUGGGACUCGCAGACCCAGCAUUGGCAGUGAAAGAUGAAGGCAUGGAAGAAAUCAAGUCAGGGGAAACUGAAUGUGGUGAAGUCCCAGAGGCAUCUAUUGCUGCUGAAACACUGAAACAUUUGGUUAUGGAAAGAGACCAGGAGACAAAACUUGCACUGUCUCCCAUCUGUAGGCCAGAGGAAGAGUGCGAACCCACUGCCACGCUGGAGCCAGAGGUACAGGAGGGUCCAAAGCCUGAAUCUCAAGAUGAGGAGGCUCUCUGUCUCUCGACUCCAGUGGCAGCCUUUGGAGAACCUGUGCUCACUAAAAGCAGCUUCUUCAGCAAGCCUGAUGACAGCAGUGUGGAUGUUUGUGUUAAAACAAAGCUGCCCUGUGCAUCAGAGGGAGAUGAGCAGCUGCCUCGCACACCCGGACGGGAGGUGAUGAUCCACUUGGAGAAUGAGACUCUUCUGCAUCCAGCCCACAAGGUGCCAUCCUCCAUGCUUCCCUUACCAUCAACUCCUGGAAAGGAAGAAUCUUUAGUCCCUCCAGAGAAGUUCCCUGAACAAUUAAUGGUGACCAAAACAUCUGUGGAAGAGGAGAUUCCUAGGACUCCUGGGCGGGACAUUUUGGCCAAGUCUUCACACCCCCUUGCAAAGUCGCAGAGCACAGACACUGUUCCAGCCACGCCAGGAAGUGAUGCUCCCCUUACGGGAAGCAGCUUGACCCUCAGUUCCCCUCAAGUCCCAGGGAGCCCCUUUUCCUACCCAUCCCAAUCCCCUGGCGUUAACAGUGGCAUUCCUCGGACUCCUGGGAGAGAUUUCAAUUUCACACCUACUUUCCCAGAGACUGCUGCUACUGUUCCUUGCCUUCUGUCUGGCAAGAAACAGUCAGAGGAUGAGCUGGAUGAGAAACCCUUUAAAGAGCCUCUUGGUGCUUCCCUUACACUCAGCAUGAAUAGUGCUCCUUCCCCUAUCCCCUUUGCCAGCCCCCCACAAGCAGACUUCCACACGGACAUGAGUUUGCCACCUGAUGAGCCAAUACCUGUAGCAGCCCUGCCAUGCAUGCAUGGAGAUGGAAGAAUACCUAAUGAGGAGUGCAAGGCAGAUGUAAAAUCUGUUUUGGUCUCACCAGAAGUACCCACUGGUGCUUCUAUUCUUCCUCCCCCUCCUCCACCUUCUGUUCUUCCCAAAAGGAGGCCAGGUCGGCCAAGACGGUCACCUCCUUCUGUCCUCUCCUUGGAUAUGUAUGCAGGCAAACCCAUAGAACCUCCUCCUGUGCCAGUGGCCUUGGUGGAAAGUGCUGUGGGCAAAGAGCUGUUGAGUGGACACCCCGAUGCUUUCUAUGGACUCAAAGACCCUGAAGCCGUCACCCUGGACUUCAGGAACGAUGAUUUCCACAACAGAAUAGCAGCUGAGGCAGUUGCAGAGAAGCUGCCAUUUAAGGAACUGGAGAACCAGUGGAAUGAAGACUUCAAGGAAGAAGAAGCUCACGCAAAACCUAAAAGACAGUGGCGAAGGCAAAAGAAGUCACCUGAGCACCUCCCAGUGAUUCCUUCCCCCGAAUAUUCCCCACCGCAGCCCCAGUUCAGGCCACGCUCCGAGUUCGAGGAGAUGACCAUUCUGUACGACAUCUGGAACGGCGGCAUCGAUGAGGAAGACAUCAAAUUCAUGUGCAUCACCUAUGACCGCCUGUUGCAGCAGGACAAUGGUAUGGACUGGCUCAACGACACCCUCUGGGUUUUCCAUCCUUCCACUAGCUUUUCUACCCCCAAGAAGAAGAAGCGGGACGACGGGAUGCGGGAGCACGUGACAGGCUGCGCGCGGAGCGAAGGCUAUUACAAAAUCGACAAGAAGGACAAACUCAAAUACCUCAACAAUAGCCGAGCUUUUGCAGAGGAGCCUCCAGCUGACACACAGGGUAUGAGCAUCCCUGCCCAACCUCAUGCUUCCACCCGGGCUGGCUCUGAGAGGCGGUCAGAGCAGCGCAGGCUCCUCUCGUCCUUCACUGGUAGCUGUGACAGUGACCUUCUCAAGUUCAACCAGCUCAAGUUCCGGAAGAAGAAGCUAAAAUUCUGCAAGAGCCACAUUCAUGACUGGGGCCUUUUUGCAAUGGAGCCCAUUGCAGCUGAUGAGAUGGUGAUUGAGUACGUGGGUCAGAACAUCAGGCAGGUCAUUGCUGACAUGCGGGAGAAGCGAUACGAGGACGAAGGCAUUGGAAGCAGUUACAUGUUCAGAGUUGAUCACGACACCAUCAUCGAUGCCACCAAAUGUGGGAACUUUGCCAGGUUUAUUAACCACAGCUGCAAUCCAAAUUGUUAUGCAAAAGUGAUCACAGUGGAGUCUCAGAAGAAGAUUGUCAUCUACUCCAAGCAGCACAUCAAUGUGAAUGAGGAAAUUACCUAUGACUACAAGUUUCCCAUCGAGGAUGUUAAAAUCCCGUGUCUAUGUGGCUCUGAGAACUGCAGGGGAACCCUGAACUGAAGUCGAGGUUUCUCGUCACACUUGCACCUUUGGCCAUGUGAGAACUGUGGUAACCAGGUGUGGUUGCACUUUGCCAAAAAAAAAAAACCAACAAAAACAAAACAAAACAAAACAAAAAAAAAAAAAAGAAAAAAAAAACUUAAAAAUUAAAACACACACACACAAAAAAAACAGAGGAAAAAAGAGAAGAGAAAAGCCAAGUUCCGCACUUCUGCCAGGAUCGCGACUGAAAGCAAAACGCGCACACGCUUCCGAGGACUGCUCACGUUUCAGGUGCUCUUUCCUUUGCAGAUCCAAGACACGCACAAAAAGGUGACUACCGUUUUGUGGCAUGGUCUAUAUCCAAACACUAGCUUCUCUGUUCAGUCCCUACAUCAGUGCUCCAUCAUGGGAUAAUGGUACCUUUUCUUUUUUUUUUUUUUUUCAAUUGUUAGAAACCUUCAUCUUUUCAUAAAUGCUGCUACCUUUUUCUCAUCAGUUUUGUUGGUUGAAAAAGACAUUCAACGUUUAAAUGUGAAGCAGAGACUGAAAAAUGCUAUAUAGGAUUUGUUGGGAGCUCGAUUGGCUGAAAUUGCACAGAUUUCUCAGAGUUAAGCUGUAAAUAAAUGUAAGGUUGAUGUUACAGAGCAAGCCAGAGGCUUGAGGGUGUGAAUGGGGUGUGUGUGUGUUUUGGGGUGUGUGUGUAUGGAGAUGUGUCUGCAGACAGACUAGAGGUGAACUGUCCUUCCUUUUUGUUAGAGGUGAGUUUGAACUAGUUUCCCCUAAGCCAGACACCCUGGGGAAGGGGCAGGUCAGCCACAGACCUCAACCUAGCGCCUGGGGCUUGCCUCUAGUUUUCAUAUGCCAUGCUGGUAUAUUGGGGGAUCAAAACCUCAGCACCCAUACGUGGGAAUGAUUUGGAUGCUGCAACCAGUAAUAGGAAGUCAAGUCAUCUGUGUAGGUGUAGCAUCGUGGCACGGCGUGUGGCCUUUGGGGAUGCCUGUUUCUUGGACAUGGGAUUGUUUUGCUUGCAGAAAAACCCCUGAGGCUGAAAUGGAAUGGACAAUUCAGACCCUGUUCGUGUUGUCAAAAUCUUACUCUCCUUGUAAGCGUACACUAUGGCCCACAGCUGUAAUGGGAAUUUCUUCCUGUAGAUGGGAAGCAGGCUGAGCUGUGGCUUGUGUUCGUUCACUUGUUUUUUUCUCUGCAUUUCCCUGCCCUUCCAGCAUUUUAGGGGGAAUAUUUGCUCUGUCCUUGAAUGGGGGAGAUGCCUCCUGUGAUAGGAGCAAGCCCUGCUGUGCUGCUCUCCUCCCUCAGUUACUCAGUAACUUGGCCUGGGGUAGUCUUGUCCCUUCAGUAAGAACAUGGCAGAAGUGUCCUCAAAAGCAGGCAGUGGGAACAAUUCUGGUCUUCCCCAUCUUCAGCAGGAAAAUUAAUGCUGCUUUAAAUUUGGAAGGUGUGUUUUGAACUGACUUCUCAAUGUUUUUUGUCCUUGUAGAUGUGCUGAGGUGAAGGUCACAGUUCUUUGAGAGGUUCCAUUUAAAAAUGGGGCAAAACACCAAAGAAUUAUUUCUUUGGCUGUGAUCCAGCAGUGUUAGAUGACUGUUCAGGUAUAGACAGGAUCUGUUUUUUGACUUGGAUUGGAUUUCUCCUGCUCUAAAAGCAGUGAUUAGUUGUACUAAAACCUUUUUAAUUGGCUCAUAAGGGGAAGUUGCAAUGUCAUUAUGAAAUGGGAAGAUGUUCUGCAUAACUGAACACCUUCUCCCCACAGAACACGUUGCACAGCUGUAUUCUUGUAGCCCUUCCAAAUCAGAGGUGAUGGCUGCCUGACCACAGCUCCACGAGCAGAGGUUGCAGCCUUGUGAAAGAGUUUCCUGGAUGUUUUUUCAGCUGUUCUGUGGAAUUGCCAGGCUGCCACUGCAGAGUGGAGCUUGGGUUGUAGGUUAGUCUUCUGCAUCUGAAAUCUUUUUUCAGACAAAAGGCCUGAAAGAACAGCAUCACACAGACUGCUACAAGCUGCCUUAAUACUGCCUGUAUUUCUGUCUGAGAGCAGGGAGGUUGUUGCUGAGGUUGGGCAGUCCAUAGUCUCAUCUGGGUUUGUUCUGGUUUUGUUUCCCCCUCCUUUAUAAAUCCAACAAUUGGGUAGUGGUGACUCAGAACCUAAAAUCAUGAGAAGCACAACUAGUUUCUGUCAUUGACCAUUGGUUGUAACUGCAGCGAUGGCAGGAGCCCUGGGGAGUUAAACCAGCUGCUCAGUUUAGUUUAGCUUAGUUUUUUUUUAAUAAGGUUCAUCUUGUGUUGAUGCUUCAGUUGGCAUCGCUACAGCUUGGCCUUUUACUUUCAAAGCUUUGGGAAUGCACAGAAGUCUCCUGUGUCUCAGAACUGAAACCCCUGUGUGCAGCAGUUCUGCCAAUGUCCUUGGCCACCUUUGCGGGGGUGAAGGCCCUCAAAUGGCCCUGACCUCAAGUACCUGCUGACAGUUUUGUGUUUUCCAGCAUAUCUGGAUGGGAUUAGCCCCUGCAGUUUGCCUUAAUCUAUGUUGAGGAGAGCUGGGAGGGCAAGUCAUGGACUUCUGAAAUGACAUCUACGAGUUAGGGUCCUUCACGGCAUUUUUAGGAGCGCUAAAGGGGUUUGGGUGCCAAAGACCAUGAGCACUUAAAUGACUUGGGUACUUCUGAAACUGCCCAUAACCCUUUCUAGGGUCCCAGACAAAUAACAGGAGACUCUGGAAGAGCUGACCUCCCAGUAGCCCCCCAGGAUGAAAAUGAGCUCUUGGACCCACAGCACUUCUGAAAAAUCACAUUGUUCUGGUCUCAAAGUCAAACUUGAGACUUCUUUUCCCUCCAAAUCUUGGCUUGCAGAAUCCUACCUGUGCAGCUUUUGUCUCAGGCUGCAAAUCUGCCCCAUCCCCAAGACAGAUCAUGAUUAGGAUGAUGAUCAUGGUGAGGAUCAUAGAUCUGGUUUAGUGAUUUCCACGAGCUUCUGCAGUUGCCUGUGGCUGCCUUGUCCCUGCAAGGCAUGGGGUCUCCUCAGGGCCUGCAGUCCAAAAAACAUGAUGUGGUUUUGGAAGGCAGCCCCAAAAGAAGCUUUUCUAAUCUCUCCUGGGUACUUUGCCGUGUGCUGAGCAAGGGGUGAGGUGGGAGGAGAAAGGCAGAAGGUGUGUAGUGCACACAUCAGCCUGCACUGGACCCAGCAGUCAGCACAGGCAUCCCAUGGAGGGAGUGGACAGGCUAAAAAGAAACCUCACCAGUGUGUGCUGCUUUACAGACAGAUUGACUGAUGUGGUUUUCUUUGGUGGAAAUCCUGUCCCCAGUUUAUUGUCACUUAAGUUGAAAGAGAGAGACGUUGCCUGUGCUCCCUGCAAGACUGUGUCUCACUAGGUGAGAGAAGCCAAGAGAACGGUGCAGCAGUGUAGGGAGCAGAACUGAAAUCUUUAGUUUUCCACCAUGAAGCUGGCUCAAGCUCAGGGUGCAAAUGCCUCUGCAGUUGGCAUUCUAGGAAGUGUGCUCUGUGCUUGCAAAUCCCCCCUGCCACUGCCCAACACCUUCACUUAUCCAUUCAUUUCCAGCCCUGUUAGCAGUUCCAGGUUGAUCCCAAGAAGUGGUCUGAGACUGUCAAGGGUCUGAGAGGGAAAAGGGCCUCAUCUUGCAGAUAUUUAUAUUGUAUAGAGCAGCUUAUUUCUACAAGGGAAAAAAAACCAACACGUUUUUAAACUCCAACAAAGUAUACAGUAGUUUCAGUUCCAGUUUUUGUGACCUUUUUCAGGGAUCAUUUCAGUGCAUUUCUGUAUAAAAUAAAAAAUUUAAGGUUAAAAAAAAAAAGGAUUUUGAAGUAUAAAAAAUGCAUCUUCUGUACAUAGGCAAACUCAAGAAUCUUCUCUUCAAACACUGUUUCUUGUAGAAACAUGUUGAAAUUUUUUUGCUGAUUUCUUUGUACUUCAAGAGCAUGUAAAUAAUUUAUUAAAAGUGACUAUUGUAAUUUGGAGUUCUUUUUAAACAGAUUCCAGCUCCAACAUCAUGUCAAGGAGAUGGGGAGGAAGAAGGACUCAGCAUAGUGAAGGGAGCUGGUGGCAUUUACAGCUUGUGUCAAGCUUUGUAUAAUGUAAAUUCUGUAUAAAUAUGUUUUGGGGGUUGCUUUUUGUUUGGGUUUUCUUUGGUUGUUGAUUUUUUUUUUUUUUGGGGGUCAAAUAAAUAGAUGGAAUUAGAAGCAUUAAGAAACUGAAGACAAAAAAAAUUGCCAAAUCAAGGCUUCUUCUCCCCCUCCCCCCCCCCCCCCAACUCUCAGUCUGAAACCUAACGUGCAAAAUCUAUUUAUUUCAAGCGAGGAAAUGUGUACAGUCUAAUAGACACCCUAAAGUGUAUUUAAGCAAGUUUGCAACUGGAUUUUGUUUGUUUCCAUUUAGUAUUUGUUUUAUUUUUAUGAGUUUCCUCCUUAAUUGCCACUGCAAUAUGUGUCCGAGUGAAAAGGAACGCACCAUCGUCAGGGACACUAAAACCAAGGGACAGUUUCAAAAGCAAAGUGGAAGAACAACCCAGCUCCCAACCCUUGCAGCUUUCCGGUUCCAUCAACAGGCUCUUUGGAUUCACAGUGUGAAAACGAAAGGCCUCCUUUAAAAGGAGGUGGGUCAAAAAUGGUUUGCAAUAAAGGAAAAGAAAAACCUUCUUUUCUCAGAAGUUCCUUAAAAAAACAAACAAACAAAACACAAACCCCAACAAUUCUGCUUGGAAGAUUUAUGCUUCCCCCCCCCCUUCUGUUCAGCAAAUUUAUAAAUUUAGGGAUGUUUUGUGCAUAUAGAACCUGUCACCAGUAUGUAUCUUGUUUUGAAGAAAGUGUUUUUGUUGUGGAUGUGUCAUGCUGUAUAUAUUUGUUCAUAUUUUUGUGAAUUGAAUACUAUGUACCAUUGUAUUAUAGUAACUUUUAUAAAGCAAACCAUAAAUAUACUGACUUUUCUUACAGAAAAA